CCUAGUCUCCCUCCCUCUACGUUUCCACAAACAAAUUCGCCACCAUGGUCCUGAUAGACCUGAAGCCGUCUCAGGAUGAGGUCGAUGCCGAAGCUCGAACACAGACACAACCGGCACCCGUCCCUCCACCAGCCUACCCUGCAGCAUCCUCAUCUGCACCACAACCCAGCACUUCAUAUCGACAACCUGCACGUCCACCAGCAGCUGCCGCAUAUCCACCACCAGGGAGCCCAUAUACUGACAGAGCAAAUCCAUAUGGCAAUCAGUGGGUAGGAGACUCUUACCGGACACAAUUUCUGCACCGGUGCAAUCAGGGAGACCACGAUGUUACCACCAGCUUUGGACUGUGUGGCAUCGUUUGUGCAAUCCUAUUAUUCCCCAUCGGUCUAAUGUGUUUAGUCAUCGACACAGAGAAGAAAUGUGCACGAUGUGGCGCUCGCAUUGACUGAACCCACCCGUUUCGGCGGACUCACGACGCUUCCUCGCGGGCGAUAGCUUCACGAUCCACCCACUCCCCCAUCCUCAAUCCUCAUCCCCUUCUCGUUAUCCUACUAUUUCCUCGGACAUUCAGUGCGCACUAGCAGUAAGACCCUUUCGUCUAGCUACUAAACUACCCGGUUUCACUCUUGUUUUUCUAACGGCACGCUCACUAUCACGCACGCACGCACGCACACAACUUUCUUUGCAUUCCAUCAGCACGGACAUGGACACCUUCUUACUUACCUAUAAUAUGCUCUCUGUAUUGUGUACUUGCUUAGUUCUAGUUAGUUAUGUCUCCCAGGGAUUUCACGUAUCCUUAUCGAGGCAAUCCGACGCCUCCAGUUCUUUCAGCUUUGACUGUUUCAAGCAUCGACAAAUACUGUAUAUAAUGAUAUACACAAGCAAAAACACGUCAGAAAUGUG
Messenger RNA from Stereum hirsutum FP-91666 SS1, 903 nucleotides. RefSeq lists its product as uncharacterized. The transcript has 3 exons. Lineage: Eukaryota; Fungi; Basidiomycota; Agaricomycetes; Russulales; Stereaceae. Bases 45 to 449 code for a protein of 134 amino acids. The record is from RefSeq and is a predicted model, not a curated record.